Molecule: messenger RNA, 1444 nt
Organism: Sinocyclocheilus grahami
Lineage: Eukaryota; Metazoa; Chordata; Actinopteri; Cypriniformes; Cyprinidae
Product: calcium-binding and coiled-coil domain-containing protein 2-like
Exons: 5
Coding region: 12-827 (271 amino acids)
Cellular component (GO): Golgi apparatus
Source: RefSeq, a predicted model, not a curated record
UGACAGAACAAAUGCAGCUCUUGCGGGGUGAGAAAGAAAACUUUCAGUCAAAGCUGGAGGCAGAACGUCACAUUACUCGGGCUCGGAUCAAGGAUCUGCUGGAGAAACAUGAAGCAGAGCUGCUCAGUGCUGCUGAUAAACAUGAGACGGAGUUGUCAGAGAAGGAGCAGGCCUUACGCAGACAGCUUGAGACUCUUCAGCGCUCUAUAUCACAGCCCGCAGAUGCAUCAGCAAACCAAUCCACCUGCAUCACAGCUCAGAGAGUCACAGAGCUGCAAGCCCAAGUGAAGCUGAAAGAAGCAGAGGCCAGUAAAGCAGAAGCAAAGUUCUUAAAAAUGAAAGCAUGGUCCAAAUGUAGGAUCAGGCAGCUCGAGGAGGAACUCAAAAAAGUUAAGUCUGGAGUAUGUCUCGACAUGUCCCCUGAUGUCACGACCCUACAUAGUCGCGUUACUGAAUUGCAAGAGGAGAGAGAGGAAAUGCUCAGCAAACUGGAGCUGUAUGAAGAUAUGAAGUCAAAAAAUGAUUUUCUUGAGACAUUAAUAGAUGAACUGCAGAAGCAGCUUAUGGAAUAUAAGGAACAGCAGAGGAAGAUGCAGGCCGACCUGGAGCAGGUGACCAAGAGAGCAACAUCACAGGUGAGUGAGACAGGCAGCAUGGAUGAUGUUCAGGUGAUGGAGUGGCAAGAAAUGAUUACCAUGGUGACUGAGGCAGAAAGGGUUCGAGAUCAGAGUCGUGAGAAGAAUGUCAUGGCCUUCAGAAUGAGCCACAUCGAGGAGGAGAGAGAGGGUGAGGAUGCUUAUGCUAUACACCUAUUCACAAAUGUUUGAAAUUAAUAGAUUCUAACGAAAAGUAUCAAAAAAAGCUGUUUGGUAGACAAACCAUGACUAUCAACUGUGACUUAAAUAGAAGUGCAUGCCUUUACGGUCGAGUGUUGCAGGGUAUACUAGUGCUAGCUAUGUUAAUAUUGUGGUACUUAAACCUUAAAUUAUCGUCAUAAAGGGUUAUUUGAGCUGAGCACUGCAUUAAAGGUUGUGUGAGUCUUCACUGGCUUCAUGAUUCGAUUUGAUUUACAAUUCAUGGGUUAUUGAUUCAAUUACAAUGUGAUUCAUCAGGAUGCGGCAUGUCCUUUUUUAUCUUUAAAUAUCUGUUUAUACAAUGCAAUUAAAUUUGAAAUUUAAGAUUAAUUCAAUUUAAGAUUUGAAUCAAACAAGUAUUUUAAUGCAAGUUAAUUUAACCACUCACAUGCAGCCAUGCAUAGCUGUAUACCUCGGAGUGCUCUUUAUAGUGUACACAUACAAAGGAUACAUGAGCAUUUGAAAGCAGCCAUCUGUUUGCAAGGUUCACAAUCAAUGCUUGUCCACUUGGUCAGGUUUUAAAUGGAUGUUUACAUAGCAGUGGUGGACAGUAACAAAGUAAUUUCACUUUGUUACUGUACUUAUGUACA